Messenger RNA from Fukomys damarensis (Damara mole-rat), 2102 nucleotides. It is a transcript of the gene Tnfsf14, whose product is annotated as TNF superfamily member 14. Bases 56 to 778 code for a protein of 240 amino acids. Gene Ontology annotation, cellular component: membrane. NCBI's taxonomy places the organism in Eukaryota, Metazoa, Chordata, Mammalia, Rodentia, Bathyergidae. Gene Ontology annotation, biological process: immune response. Gene Ontology annotation, molecular function: tumor necrosis factor receptor binding. The record is from RefSeq and is a predicted model, not a curated record. The transcript is spliced from 5 exons.
UUGUGGUUUCCUCUGAGCCCUAGAGCUCAGGCGCCUGGGGCCUCGUCUGUGGGGCAUGGAGGAGACGGUGGUGCAGCCCUCGGUGUUCGUGGUGGACGGACAGACGGACAUCCCAUUCAGGAGGCUGGGGCCGAGGCGCGGGAGACACUGCUGCAACCUUGCCCGGGUGGGUCUGGGGGUCCUGCUGCUGCUCCUGGGGGCUGCGCUGGCUGCGCAGGCCUGUUUCCUGCUGCAGCUGUACUGGCGUCUAGAGGACGUAGUCGCCCGCCUGCCGGACCAAGGCGCAGGAUCCUGGGAGAAGUCUAUGCAAGAGCGGAGAUCCCGCCAGACCAACCCGGCAGCGCACCUUACAGGUGAGAGCUCCCUCACUCACCGCGGCGGGCCCCUGCUGUGGGAGUCCAAGUUGGGCCUGGCCUUCCUCAGAGGCCUCAGCUACCGAAACGGGGCCCUGGUAACUACCAGGGCCGGCUACUAUUACAUCUACUCCAAAGUGCAGCUGGGUGGCGUGGGCUGUCCCCAGGGGCUGACCAGUGGCUUCCCCGUCACCCACGGGCUGUACAAGCGCACGCCCCGCUACCCCGAGGAGCUGGAGCUGCUGGUGAGCCGCCGGUCACCCUGCGGGCGGGGAAACACCUCCCGCGUCUGGUGGGACAGCAGCUUCCUGGGCGGCGUGGUGCACCUGGAGGCCGGUGAGGAGGUGGUCGUCCGGGUACCUGAUGAGCGCCUGAUCCGCCUGCGCGACGGCACUCGGUCCUACUUUGGAGCUUUCAUGGUGUGAAGGAAGGAGACGCGGAUGGAUGGAGAGACCUCCCAGGCAGCGGCGACCUCGGGGGGCCUCCCAGGGAACCCCAAACUCGGCAGGUGAACGGCUGGGUGCAUGGAUACCUCCGGGGACGGAGAUCUCACCACCUUGAGAGGCUGAAGACCCAGCUGGCCCUUUUGAGGGACCCCCAUACCCCAAAUUCAGACAUUGCCAAGACAAUUCUGACGACAAAGACGGGGGGUGGGGGUGGGCGCUGGGGCGCUUGCUGAGAAUGUUUGAGACCCAGGGUUCCAUCCCCUGCAACCCCAAUUAAAGACAAUGCCCAGAAGACUUGGGGGUCCGUAGGCCCUCGAGGAGAGAUUUAGCUGAUUUGCCUGAUAUUCAGGAAGACGGGGUGGGGGAUGGGUAUUUAUACUUUUCUUCCCGGAGAAAGUGGCACUCCAGGGAUUGGGGCUGGACACCAGCACGGGUGGGGCUCUCCCCAUUGUCGCACGGGGGUCAGUCAGCGGGACACUCGUCGCCAGGACUGGCCCACCUAGAAAGCCGGGCCCAGUGCCCCCAGUGGUCAUUGCUGAGUCUCAUCCACGGAUGUGUGGUGUCGCUGGGGACCGAGGUGUGGACGGUCUGCCCUGCUGGGCUCUCAGCCGCCAGGGUGGCCUGACCCCCUGGCUGUACCCCGUCACUGCGAGGCACACCCAGCCCACGAGGACACCAGGCACACGGGAAGUGCUUGCUGAGUGUAGGAAAGCAAAGGAUGACUUCACGUUCACACCUGCCUUGUCACGGAGAACCUGUGACGGUCACACGCGGCUCAGAGGCAGCGUCACACGCCCCGGCCACCCACCAGCCGGCCGAGUCACACGCGUCACGGACUCCACUUGGUCUCCGUGGACCGCGCAUGGCAGGUCCCUGCCAGCCCCGGUAACCCACAGGGAGCCACAGUGACGAACACACGUCACGCACACAGAGCCUGAGGACCCUUCCUGUCCGGGGACGGACACACCCUGGGCUCCAGGCCCUGGUCUUUGAAAUAAACAGCAGACAGCUGCACUCGGGUCUGUCUAGUUCUUGGGGGAGGUCACUGGGGAAGGGAGGUGGGACGUGGUUUGCGGGCCCAAAAAGCCCCAUGGGAAGGGGAAAGGGACAAGCGCUGAGAGGCGGCGGUGACUCACAGAGCCUGAGGGAUGACCCCAGUGAGGUCACCUUACAGAUGAAGAAUGUGGGCCCCACAGGAAGGGUGGGCUAAACCAGAGGCCCCGUGCCCGGCUCUGCCUUCCCCGGCCGUCCACAGCUCCAGGGAAGCAGAGGCUCUGUCCUGCACGGCUCCUUAUUGGUCACA